CCGGCCUCCCGUCAGCGGCGGCGCUGCCCUGCUUACGGGCCGCGGCCGGGGUCGGGGCUCUCCGCCUUCCAGCGGGAGGGAGCUCCGAGCGGGGCCGAAGCCGUCGGCCCCUGCGGUCAGGACGCAGCCGGCGGGGGAAGGCGGCCCCGGUGGUCCGGCUGCGCCGCGGGGCCGUUCGCAGCCGCAGGAUGGAGGGCGCCGGGGCCGGCUGCGCCUCUGGAGGAAGCCAGCGUGAUCCUCACGUUGUCUGCGAAAAACACUUGUUUAAAGGCAAACUGCCAGAGCCGCUCUUUCAGCUGGCGUGCAGUCACCACCACUGCGCUUUCCCUGCGAGUCUCAAUAGGUUGUGCAUCUGGAACACAGCCACUGCUCAGCCAUUAUAUUUGUCAGGGCAUCAUUACUCAAUUUCUGCAUUGUCAUUUGGAAAUAAAAUCAAUCCGCUUCUUGUCUGCUCUGCCUCUCAUGAACAUGUGAUAGUAUGGAAUCUUGAUGAAUGUACGCAGAAAGUGCAAGAAGGGUUUAGACCUCGAGGAACUGUUAUAGGAACUCUUUUGGGAAUGGUUCUUCAUAUAAGAUUUAGUCCAGAUGAUCAACAAGUGGCAGUAUGUGCUGGAAAUCAGAUCUACGUGUUAAGUGCAAAGAAUGAAGCUAAACUAGCUGAAUUGGAUGGACACCUGUCUCCAGUGACUGCUGCUGAGUUUUGCACAUGGGAGAAAAAUAUGCUUAUAUCAGUGUCAGAAGACAGAACCUUUAAGGUGUGGGACUAUUCUACCAGUCAGUUAAUAUAUCAGUCAGGAAUAAUAACAGCAUUUCCUUUGCUAAGUCUGCUAAUUGAUGAAGAAAACAAACAGAUUAUCACUGGAUGUGCUGAGGGACAGCUUUGGAUCUUCAGUUUAAUCAGUGAUCAUAAUUACCGUUGCGUAGCGCAUAUCGACUUAAAGAAAGAGCAAGAGAAAUUCUGUAAUAAAGUGUGGAAAUCUGGCAAAAAGAUAGGUGAAGGGCAAAAUAAUUCCAAGUUUUGCAGAACAGACAGCAUGAGACCAGAAGAAUCAGUGGAAACAUCAUUGCCUGUCCUCUUAAUUGAGCAUUGUGACUUUUUUGAAUGUUUCCAUAAUGAAGAAAACAUAUAUUCUUCCCAGAAUACUAGCUAUUUUUGGAUAGGAACCUCUACUGGCUUGUUAAUAAUUAAUUUGGCAAACUUUGAAUUAGAAGCUGUUUUAUCUUAUAGAGAUUACAGUGACCUCAGCAUUUGGAUUGCCAGAUCAUGUGCGUUAACAAGGAAGGCAGCUAAUGGAAAGGUUUUAUGCUUGAUUGCCUCGAUGUUUGAAGAUAUGAUUGCUAUGUUGGAAGUCAACCUUGCUGCAUUGGUGAGAACUCAGCACAGUGAUUUUCUCCCAUGUGGAAAUGAGAAAAGUCUAUCAGUUAUUGCCAGGAGUCCUUUAUUAGCAAAUUCUCCAUUGUGUAAAGGUUUGAAGAAGAACAUGAAAGAACCUUCUAAUAAAAUGCUUGGAGUAAAGAACACAGUGAAGGAUAAACCAUUGGUUUUCCAUAAUAAAAUUAAGUCAUCAGGAUAUACAGCAGCACCACGUAGAAUGGCCAUGUUUGCUCCAAAUACUAACCUGAAAAAAAAAGAGGCAUCAAAGUGGAAGACCAGUUGCAAAUGUAAAAAUAAAGAAUAUCCUUUGGAAAGUUAUCCUCCAAUCAAAUAUGAGAAAGAGAUAUCUGUUGCUUGUAAACCAACGCCAAUUUUUUGUGUUCAAUAUUCUGGGGAUGGAGAGCUGCUGGCUUGUGGCCAGGCUGACAACACUGUGCUGAUAUUCAAUUCCAAUCUCACUGAUGUGCAUAAUGUUUUUUCAGGUCAUGAUGGUGCAGUUAACUCUGUUGGCUGGAGUCAUGACAGGAAGUGGUUAGUUUCUGCAUCAGAAGAUAGAACUUUAAGGGUCUGGUCAGUCUGCAAUAAGGAGCCUGCCCUAAUUCUGGGUAAAGAGAAGUUCCAUAAGACUGCAUGCUUUGCACAGUUUUAUUUUAUAGAUACAUUUAUAUUGCUGUGUUGUGGAGCUGAAUUUCAUUUAUUAAGUUUCCAUCUAGACACAACCAAGGAUGACCUAAAACGAUACAAACAAAGGAGUGUUUGCAAAUUGGUACAGAAAUUUCCCAUGACUUCAGCAAUGGCGAUUACUAGCCUUUCAGCAGUAAAUGAGUUCUAUUCUUAUAUUGUACUUACAGCUGGCAGCAACCGAGCAUUGGAAGUUUUCGACCUCAAUGCAGGCUGCAGCACAGCAGUGAUACAGGAAGCUCAUGUUAGAGCAGUCCAUCAAAUUUGCCAAAAUAAGGGAUCAUCCUUCAGCACUCAGCAACCUGAAGCUUACAACCUUUUCCUGACCACAGCUGCAGGUGACGGCAUCAAACUGUGGGAUUUAAGAACACUGAGGUGUGAACGUCGUUUUGAAGGGCACAGUAGCCACUGCUAUCCAUGUGGAAUUGCAGUGUCUCCUUGUGGACGCUUUAUAGCCAGUGGAUCAGACGACAAAUACAUGGCUUAAUGUGCAACUGGGACAGUUUUAAUAGUAUCAAGAAGUCACAUAUUUCUCAAGAUUGUAUGAAUGAAUGUCUACUGGAAUAAGCUGCAUAAAAAAUCAGUAGUGUGGAUGCAAAGUGUUAUCUUCAAAAAGAACAUUCUGGAAAUAUGUUAUGUACCUUUCCACUGAGAAGCAGCUGCAUCUUCAGUCAUCUUGGAGUUUACUUUAUUAAGUGCAAUUCUUGCACCCUGUGGUUAACAAACGUGAUUUAUUUUAAAGCCAAAAGAGGCAUAAUUGGAAUACAAUUGAAAGACAUGGACCAUAAACUGCCUUUUGUGUUUCACAAAAGCUGAAGUAUUUGAUAAAGAGGAAUAUUUUGUCUACAAUGAUCACAUUCCUACAGGACAUAGAAACAGCAACCCAAAAUACGUUAUUGUAAAAAAAGAGAUGAAAAUUCUGCCUUUUUUUCUAUUUUGAGGGUGUAUGACCUGUUUUAUAUAAGAGCUUGAUGUAGCUUCUGUGUGGCUGAAGUAGCCACAUGGUUUUAUUUGAACUGCUUUGGUGCAUGUUAGUGUGAGAUUUGUACUGUAAAUUAGGAUUGACAGUGUUCCCUAGCUGAUUACUCCAACUUCCUUAAGAGAGUCUUUACCAAGACCUGUGUAGGACCUGACAGUCUGAUAAGCAGGUGACCAGAAUCCUAGUUUUGGACUGUGAUUGUUGUUUCUGUAAUUAGUUGUGACUAGAAAAUAUAAAAUGUUAACACUUCUAAUGUCAAAUCGUCUCUGCAUCCUAAACAGCCUAAGGUUACCAGUGAAUUUAGUUGACUUUUGCUUAAUUGAAUGUGCAUAAUAUUGUAAUUUCUAACCAUCUUACAAGUGGACAGUCUCAGGUUUCUGACUAUCAAUAUUAUCAAGGACGUUGGACCUUAAUAUACCUUAACUGGGUUUAGAUUUCAUUAGUCCAUUUUGCUGGACUCUGUACAAAACUGUUUACCUAAAAAUUUGUUUAUUAAAGCAAUCUUAGUGUAAAAAGACAAGAAAUAUCUGGACAGUGUGAAAUGCUACUUUUUAUAAUAAAAAGAACUAAUUUCUGUUCCAUGUAGUUCUAGUUAGCUGUUUUAUUUUAUGUCUAAUUAGACACUUAAUUUUUGUCUUUGAAGACCU
Passer domesticus (house sparrow) is the source of this 3682-nucleotide messenger RNA. It is a transcript of the gene WDR27, whose product is annotated as WD repeat domain 27. The record is from RefSeq and is a predicted model, not a curated record. NCBI's taxonomy places the organism in Eukaryota, Metazoa, Chordata, Aves, Passeriformes, Passeridae. Bases 189 to 2543 code for a protein of 784 amino acids. The transcript has 23 exons. Gene Ontology annotation, molecular function: protein binding.